Hemicordylus capensis (graceful crag lizard) is the source of this 7391-nucleotide messenger RNA. It is a transcript of the gene TMTC3, whose product is annotated as transmembrane O-mannosyltransferase targeting cadherins 3. The transcript has 16 exons. Gene Ontology annotation, biological process: protein O-linked glycosylation via mannose. Gene Ontology annotation, cellular component: endoplasmic reticulum. The record is from RefSeq and is a predicted model, not a curated record. Gene Ontology annotation, molecular function: mannosyltransferase activity; protein binding. Bases 2349 to 5117 code for a protein of 922 amino acids. NCBI's taxonomy places the organism in Eukaryota, Metazoa, Chordata, Lepidosauria, Squamata, Cordylidae.
CAGCUUUUGGAAAAUGUAUUGUUCUCCUAGUCAUAGGAAAGAGCAUUGUGGUAUUUUAUAACACUUUCUUACUAUUUAGGGGAUAUUAGUGGUUUGAGCUCCUUGAGUGAAAAGGGAAACAUGGGAUGGAUGGAUUGAUGGAUAGAUAGAUAGAUCCAAAUGUCCAUGCAGCAUUUUGAAAAGAAUAGCAGUGUUGAUGUAGUGGAACAGUGAUCUUUGCUAUUUUACAUUGGGGCCACUUGAGCAAACAACUUUCAAUAUGAGAGCCAUUUCCCACUGUGCUGGCCUCUGUAUACUGUAUUGUGCUGUGGGGGAGAUGGAGCUCUAGGAGGACAGUACCGGGAAAGACUACACUUCCCAGCACUCUAAGCAUGCCUUCCAAAAAGGUGCAGGGACUUGAGGGCUUAAGGAAGCCGCUGCCCCCCUGGGCAGAGUUGUAUCUGGUGCUGGGCAGGGCACAGCACUACAUGGUGAGAAUUGUAGUCUCUGCAUGGUGUCAGGGGAGUAUGCAGAGUAUUCUGCUUUGGCUGAAGCGUCACACAGGCCCGAUAAACAAUUAGUAAAGGGGGUUGCACUUGGGGUUAAUGUGGGCUGCCACUGGCCGCCAGGCCUUACAGUGAAGAGCAGUGUGGUAGAGAGACCAAACUUGUUGAAUAGAUUUUUGGAUAUAUUUGUUCAUGCUAAACUAGCUGGACUUUAAAGGCAUAGAUAAUUUUAUCAUAUUUGGGCUGAUUCAGAUGAUAUUUCAUCAGAUGGCCCUUGCAUACACAAUAAGGACAUGCAUGCACCAUUAGUAUGCACAACUGAUUUAGAUUACACCCCACAACAUGAUUAGGGAAAGGUCUACCGAGAAGGGGUAUGUAUGUGCACCUUGUCACCUGUGCACAGCUGGUGAAUGAAAUAUUGUCUGAACCAACUCCCUGAUCUUUUCCCCCAUGAUAAAACCGACAAUCACUUGUAUUUACCACUGAACUGAACUACUUUUCAUGAAGAACUAUUGCCUGCUUACUGGAUCUAACUAUAUGAUCACUUUAUGUAGGAUAGGGAGGAGGACCUCAUCACACACUUAAAUGGAUUUUCAGCUGCCUGAAACAGUACUUAAACCCUUUCAUAUGUGAUAGAUAAGCAGUACUGUGUGAACUGGUUCUAACGCCUGAAGCUGUCUUAUGUCAAAUGUUGUUCUGUCUAAUCCUGUAUUCUGGACUUAUUCUGACUGGUAGUAGCACUCCAGCCUCCAAGGAGCUCACAGAGUUCUCUCCUAAACUUGCUGUUUAAGAUUCUUCUAGUAGGAAAUGCUGGGAGCUGACACUGAAAACUUAUGCAUGGAAAACAUGAGUUGUACUGCUGAUCUAAGGACUCGGUAGUAUUGCUCCAAGAGUAUGUGGCCAGCACUGCCAUUCUGUGGGCUCCCAGAAGCCCUUCUGCUCAUGUCUGGGACUACAGGCUUGUGGUUCCCACUCUUAGCAUGUUCAGGAGCUUAACGGAAUUGUGGAUUCCCCAUUUGUUGGCAUAUGGAGACAGGUCACUUAGGGAGAUUAUUGCCCCCAGAUUUUACCAGCUACCAAGCAAAUUGAAAGGGGAUUAACCUUGCACCUUUCCCUCUGUUAGGAAUGUCUAAGCAGACCGGAGUUAGAUUUCGAGUUAACUCCACUUUCAAGGUCUUUCUGCCCGAAGAUUGACCCUUUACUUCUCCCUCCUCUGCGGUUGCCCUAAACAAGCUAACGCUAAUCACCUCAGCAGGAAAGCCAGAUAAGGCACUGUGAACACAACUCCCUUUCCUAUCACAAAAGAGCUAAUGGGAAAUAGGAACUCAAGAGGUGCUCCCAUUAGAAUUAUUGAUUGGUUUACUGGGUCCUUUCAACCUGACAAAUACUGUCCUUGCAUGUCUGUUCAGUCCAUUUACAUACAAGUUGCUCUUGACCAUUUAUACCAUUGUGUUUUAUUCAAGCACAGCAAGCCAAAAAACCCCAGAUCCUUUUGAGAUCCACUGGAAUUUCCUUCCUCAAGAAGAAGGAGUGUCUCCGUCUCUAGAUUGGCCUUCCUCGCUGGCCCGAUCUACCCAGCUCACCUCUCUGCUACGAGGAGUUGGCUGCAUGAUAACAGACACCUUUUGGAUUUACCCCUGCUGCUUUUGGUUCUCUGCUGCUGCCUGGUUCCAUCCCUGAGGAAAGAGGUCCUUUGGUUGCACCUGAGCCACAAGGGUCUACUUGCCACUAAUGGAAGAACAAGAUCCAUAAGCACCCACUGUUGAUGACCCUCACUGAUAUCAUAACGAAUUAAAUGUUAUUUUAAAAAUGGCUCUUCGUGAAGGAAAUGUAUACAUGGCAAAGUACAGUGCUUGAGUGUUUAUGAAAGCUCUUGAGAAGAUGGCUUACAUUAGCCCAAAGGAAAUUGCACUAAUAGUUGGAGUGGUGGCAGCUUGCUACUGGAACAGUCUGUUCUGUGGCUUUGUUUUUGAUGAUGUGUCAGCCAUAUUGGACAAUAAAGAUUUGCAUCCUUCUACUCCUUUAAAAAAUCUCUUUUUGAAUGACUUCUGGGGAACUCCAAUGUCUGAGGAAAGGAGUCACAAGUCUUAUCGGCCACUUACUGUCUUUACCUUCCGUUUGAAUUACCUGUUCAGCGAAUUAAAUGCAGUUUCAUACCACUUCCUCAAUGUUAUCUUUCAUGCAAUUGUUUGUAUAGUCUUCCUCAAGGUCUGUAAGCUUUUCUUGGACAGCAGGAGCAGUUUGGUUGCAUCCUUACUGUUUGCAGUACAUCCAAUACAUACUGAAGCGGUAACUGGUGUAGUGGGCAGAGCAGAGCUUCUCUCCUCUAUCUUUUUCCUAGCUGCUUUUUUGUCAUAUACCAAAUCUAAAGGGCCAGAAAACACUAUAGUUUGGACUCCGAUUGCAUUGACUGUGUUUCUGGUCGCUGUUGCUACAUUAUGCAAGGAGCAAGGAAUAACUGUGGUGGGGAUAUGUUGUGUCUAUGAAGUAUUUAUAGCUCAAGGGUACACCUUGCCUGUUCUUUGGGAUUCAGUGUUUCAGAUUCUCCGAGGCAAAGGCAGCAUUCCUUAUUGUAUGCUCCAAAUGCUGUUGAAGCUAAUAGUUCUGAUGUUCAGUACUUUACUACUGGUUGUAAUCAGAGUCCAAGUGAUUCAGUCUCAACUUCCAGUGUUUACAAGGUUUGAUAACCCGGCUGCUGUGAGCCCAUCUCCUGCAAGGCAGCUGACUUUCAACUACCUCCUUCCUGUAAAUGCUUGGUUGCUUUUAAAUCCCUCAGAACUGUGUUGUGAUUGGACAAUGGGAACUAUACCAUUGGUGGAGUCACUUCUAGAUGUAAGAAAUGUUGCCACCAUCACCUUCUUCUGCUUUUUGGGAUUUUUGCUUGUCUUCAGUCUCCGAUACCCUGGAGAUUCCUCCAAGACCGUACUGAUGGCACUUUGUUUAAUAGUGUUGCCAUUCAUCCCAGCAUCAAACCUUUUUUUUCCUGUUGGCUUCGUAGUAGCAGAGCGAGUGUUAUAUGUUCCCAGCAUGGGAUUCUGCAUGCUAGUAGCCCAUGGGUGGAAAAAGCUCUCAAGCAACAGUGUGCUGAGAAAACUAUCCUGGGUCUGUCUGUCUUUGGUGCUGCUUAUUCAUGCCUUAAAAACAUUGCACAGGAACUGGGAUUGGGAAUCAGAAUAUACACUGUUUAUGUCAGCUUUAAAGGUAAAUAAGAACAAUGCCAAACUCUGGAAUAAUGUGGGCCAUGCUUUAGAAAAUGAAAAGAACUUUGAAAGGGCAUUGAGAUUCUUCAUUCAAGCCACCCAUGUACAGCCAGAUGAUAUUGGUGCCCACAUGAAUGUAGGAAGAACUUACAAAAAUUUAAACAAGACUAAAGAAGCUGAAGAAUCCUAUUUGGUUGCGAAGUCACUGAUGCCACAGAUUAUUCCAGGUAAAAAAUAUGCUGCACGAGUUGCUCCUAACCAUCUGAAUGUUUAUAUAAAUCUUGCAAACUUGAUUCGGGCAAAUGAGUCUCGCCUUGAAGAAGCUGACCAAUUAUAUCGCCAAGCAAUCAGCAUGAGGCCAGAUUUCAAACAGGCGUACAUAAGCAGGGGUGAAUUGCUUCUAAAAAUGAACAAGCCACUUCAAGCUAAGGAAGCUUACCUUAGAGCCCUCGAACUGGAUAGGACUAAUGCAGACCUAUGGUACAACUUGGCAAUUGUUUACAUUGAACUGAAAGAUCCAACAGAAGCUCUGAAGAACUUCAACAUGGCACUGGAACUUAAUCCAAAUCAUAAAUUAGCACUGUUCAAUUCUGCGCUGCUAAUGCAAGAAUCUGGUGAUGCUCGACUUAGGCCUGAAGCUAAGAAAAGGCUUCUAAAUUACGUUAAAGAAGAACCUCAGGAUGCAAAUGGCUAUUUUAACUUGGGCAUGUUGGCAAUGGAUGACAAAAAAGAUGCUGAAUCAGAGACCUGGAUGAAAAAAGCCAUAAAGCUCCAGCCUGGCUUCCGAAGUGCUUUGUUCAAUUUGGCUCUGCUUUAUUCGCAGACUGCAAAGGAGCUGAAGGCUUUGCCUGUCCUAGAGGAGCUACUGAGGUACUAUCCAGAUCAUACCAAAGGUUUGAUUCUGAAGGGAGAUAUUUUGAUGAACCAAAAGAAAGAUAUACGGGGUGCUAAAGAGUGUUUUGAGAAGAUCUUGAAAAUGGACCCAAACAACGUACAAGGAAAACACAACCUCUGUGUAGUUUAUUUUGAAGAACGAGACUUAUUAAAAGCAGAAAGAUGUCUCGUGGAGACUUUGGCCUUGGCCCCGCAUGAGGAGUACAUUCAGCGUCACUUAAGCAUAGUCCGGAGUAAAAUUGCAUCACUUGGUAUGGGGGAACCAUCUGUGAUUCCUACUCAGAAGACUGCAGCUGUAGAGGGGGGGAAAGCUCAGCUGGAAAACUUGAAAGAUGUAAAACAUGAACAGAAACUCACUCAGACAAAAAACAGUAAUGGCAACAAAGGUCAGACAAAGCCCAAGAAAAACGUGGAGAAAAAUAACACAGACAAAGAGACAAAAAAGAAAUCUACAAAAGAUAUAAAAGACAUUGAGAAAAAAAGGGUUGCUGCCCUGAAAAGACUAGAGGAGAUUGAGCGUAUAUUAAAUGGUGAAUAAUUUAUCAGGUCAUCUCUUCCAAUGCAGGAGGUUGAUGUUUCUUCCAAGGGAUAUGUGUUAAGUCAAAAUGACCACUAGAUGUUUGCUGAAUUUGGAAAGAACAUUGAAAGCAUAUCUUUUUUUCUUUUUUAGAAAAAGAAAAAAGCAGGCAAAGGCUGUUGCUUCUACACAAAGAAAUGAGUUAAGAAAAUCAUGGAUUGUAAUCAAAUAUCCUUGGGUUAGGGAUUGAGCAUAACUGACAAACAGGGCCUUUCCAGCAACAAAAGCUGUAAUUCUGAAAACCAAAGCUGCAGUUCUAAAGUUGCAUACUAAGCAGCAAAUCCUGCUGAACUCCAGUAGUGUUUGCUUCAGAAUAAACAUGUUUAGGACCUGGUCAUAAACUACAGCUAACCAGAUGUCGUCUUGGCAUUUUCAAAUGACUGUAAAAUGCUAGAAGGCAGAUGUAGAGGAUGCCUUGGAUAUGAUGGUGUUUAGGCUGACUUCGAGGGAAAGGUGCUGGUGCAAGUGUUUUUUGGAAUGCAGCAUUUCAGUUUGGACAGUAUUCAUUUCCGUUUACAUGUCAAAUGCUUUAUUUUUUAAGUUACAUAGUUAUGCAUCACAUCCCAUUUUUUCUCUCCACCCUGCCAUGCCCUUGGCAUUAUUAGUGUUCAAGAGGACAUACUGGAACUAGCAAAUGCCACUCAUAUUAUGUAUGUACGUGCAUGCAUUUGGUAGUGCCCGCCCCCAGACAUACAUAUAUUGCACUCAACAGUGUAUUGGUUCCCUAAUUGGGGGGUGGGGGAAGAGAACCCCCAAACUAUGCUAUUGAAGUUCCCUGGCCUAUUAAGAGAUUGUUUUAAAGAUCUUGUUAUGUUUUGGAACCAAAUUUGUGUGCUUGUUUCUCAGUCUUCUGUUACCUUGCUGUAAGGAAUCUCUGGAUAUUUUCUUCUUCCCCUGUGUGUGGGGGUAUUUUUGGUGUGGGGAUUUUUUUCUGUGCUUUUUAGUUAAGUAUUAUGAAGCACCUCAUGUUUAUGUUUCUCACUUCUGAAUGGACUCCCUAGUGUAACAGUUAAUAGUAGAUACUACCUAUGGGUUUUUUUGUUUUUGUAGUGAUUAAAGUGUGCUAUUUGGGGGGAUUUCCACAUAAACAUGAUACAAAUGUUUGUCUGCUGUUCAAGGCAGUUCUAUUGUAAUCAAGAGUGCCAUCCUUGGGAGUAAGCUCUAUUGAGUAAACCUCACUUACUUAUGAGUAAGCUCAAGAUUGGACUGCAAGUUGCUUCAGUGCUUAAAAAUAAUCUGAGAACUGCUUCAUAUAAUUCCUAUGCAGAAGCAGCUUCUUAGAAGGAAAGAGCAUGAGUGUGUGUAGAUAAUCACAUAGCAAAAAGCCAUGCAAUUUCACACAGAUGUAAUCGACACACCAUUUGUACACCAUUCCCUAUCUGAAAGGAAGAUGUGUAGUUUAAUAUUAUACUAAAUAUUACACUUUUUAUCACAGAGUUGUGGAUUUUUAAUUAUUUAUUCUAAGUACUAGAUUUCCAAAUUGUUUUCACUAACAUCUUUGCCAGAAUGAGUUGAGUUAACUCCUUACAUGAAACAUGAAUUGGUAACAUCAGCAUUUUUAUUUCUGUGGCUAUGCAUAAAUUUUCUCUUAAAUAUAUUGUUCAGUUGCCUAAAAAUUUGUUUUUGUUUCCUUUUACUGUUGGCUUUCUGAGACUUAAACUCUGGGAACUGAAAAUAAGUUUACACUGACAGGCAUGUUUAAUCUUGUGUGUGUUCUUUCUUAACUUUUACAUAAAAUAAUUUAGUAUGAAUUGUGCUUAGAAUGAGCUCCAACACAAUCAGGAUUUCUUGCACUCAGAAAAUCCCAAUGGCCCAUAAUAAGACCAGAUAAUUGAAGUGUUUGCACAAGCGAAACAGGACUUUCAACUUUGCCCUAUCAAAAACUGCUUUUGAAGUUCUCUCAAGUUUGAUAAGGAACUUGUGAUGUGUUUUGGAGAACCUGCUAUGGGAGAAAUACCAAGGUCAGAGGCCCAUGGAGUGCACAAAGCUUGCCUUGUUGUAUUCUGGAGUGUAGCCAUAAAAAUAUUUCUUAAUCCCUGGUUAGGAAUCCCAGAAUUGUGAAGUACAAGAACACUGCCUUUUUUUCUUCUUCUUUAUACAUCUUUGUAGGUUGGAUUUGUUUGUUUUUUAAAGUUCCAUCCAGAGUGUGAUAGUGGAUACAAAUUCAAUAUGGGAAGCAUCUCUAUGUAAACGGCUUUGUUUAAAAGUGUUAUAUAAAGAUUCGCCAUAACCUCA